Nipponia nippon (crested ibis) is the source of this 423-nucleotide messenger RNA. The record is from RefSeq and is a predicted model, not a curated record. NCBI's taxonomy places the organism in Eukaryota, Metazoa, Chordata, Aves, Pelecaniformes, Threskiornithidae.
AUGGACCCGCUGCAGACAGACACUUGGAGGGAGAUAUUUUAUGACCUGAUAGAUGAAGUAAAACCAGAGAAUGAGUGGGAGCUGAAGAUGGUCCAAGGUCUCACUGCUGAAGCUCUGCCCUGGGACUGGACGGAGGUGGUGGAGGAGCACGGCUUGGCCAGCUUCUGUUGCUCCCACUGUGAGCACGUGUGGAACUCAGCCCAGGCUGUCAUCCACCAUGUCCACCUGGACCACACUGGGGCAGGAGGCCAGGUGAGGAAGAGGACCUUCAGGCAGCAGUGCCACCUGUGCUGGGUGUGGGCAGAGCCAGUUUUCAGCCAGGAUAGUGCCAGGCGGAUCCUGUCGGAUUUGGUCACCAGCAUCCGGCAGAAGUUCUGUGAGAGGCUGGCCGGGGAUGCGUGGCUGGUGAAUGACUUUUAUUAA